This is a messenger RNA of Malassezia pachydermatis, 7047 nucleotides long. RefSeq names its product atypical pikk frap protein kinase. NCBI's taxonomy places the organism in Eukaryota, Fungi, Basidiomycota, Malasseziomycetes, Malasseziales, Malasseziaceae. Gene Ontology annotation, biological process: protein phosphorylation; TOR signaling; negative regulation of macroautophagy. The coding region runs from base 1 to 7047 and encodes 2348 amino acids. The transcript has 3 exons. Gene Ontology annotation, molecular function: protein serine/threonine kinase activity; protein-containing complex binding; protein binding. The record is from RefSeq and is a predicted model, not a curated record. Gene Ontology annotation, cellular component: TORC2 complex; nucleus; TORC1 complex.
AUGUCCGUGACAAAUACAGCCUCGGUGGUAUCGCAGUCCAUGCAGCCAUCCGAGACGCUGGCACGCAUGUUUGACGAUCUCAAGAACAAAGAUAAAGGGGUCCGAAGCCAGGCCGGUAAAGAGCUGGGAAGCUUUGUGUCCUAUAUGCUUUCAGAGCUCAAAGGCGAGCGGCGGCAGGCGUUCCGUGCCGAGGUGAACCGACGCAUCAUGGAGCUUACGCACAGUGCGCAACCGGCCAGCAAGCUUGGUGGCAUCACAGCCAUUGACAACUUCCUCACGCUCGAGAGUGAGGACAAUAGCGCACGACUUUACCGUUUCUACCAAUACCUCAAGCCCAAUUUGCCGUGCACGGAUGCCCAGGUCAUGGUCGCUGCGGCUCGUGUGCUAGGCCGCGUAUCCAAGUUUGGUGGCCAUUCCCUUGGCGACCAAUUCGUGGAGUUCGAGGUUCAGCGUGCGCUCGAUAUGCUACAGGGCGAACGCAACGAGAAUGCACGGUAUGCGGCGGUGCUUAUCAUUAAGGAGAUUGCGCGCAAUGUGCCAUACCUCUUCCAUGUCUAUGUGAGCCGCGUGAUUGAUCAUAUCUGGAUUGCGCUACGUGAUCCGAAAGUGGCUGUCCGCGAGGCAGCUGCCGAGGCGCUAGGCCCUUGCUUCCAGAUCAUAUCGGACCGUGAGAAGCAGAUGGGGACACAGGCGUACGAGUCGGUGUACGAUGAUGCAGAGCAGGGACUUAAAGACAAGUCCGUGGAAGUGAUUCAUGGAAGCCUACUCACGAUUUUAAAACUGUUACGACACUCCAAGACGUUCAUGCGUACACGGCUGCAUCGCACAUGUGAGUUGAUUUUGCGGCUGCACAAGCAUCGUGAUCCAUUGAUCAAGCGCACAGUUACCAACCUGAUUCCUGUGCUGGCCGCGUACGAUCCACAGUUUUACGCGGAAGAGUACCUCGGUCCCGUGAUGGCGACGCUGCUGGAGCAGCUCCGUCGCGAGCGGGAGAGGCCGAACAAGGAAGCGUGUACGGAUACACUGGAAGCCAUUGGUCUUGUCGCUAUGGCGAUGGGGGAUCGAAUGCAGCCGUACGUGGAAGAGAUUAUGGUAUGUGUGCGUGAGUGUCUGCAGAUGCGCGGCCGCAAGAAUGCGCCGCCGGAAGGCCCUGUGUUUUUCUGUAUCGGCCACCUUGCCAUGGCGGUGGGAGCGCGCGUCGAGCGCGAAGUCCAUGAUUUGCUUGAUAUGAUGUUUUCGUGUGGUCUUAGUGCGCCGCUGGUCUCGGCCUUAGAGCAGAUUGUCGUGGCGAUUCCUACGUUGCUACCGAUUGUCCAAGAUCGGCUUCUGAAUAUGCUUUCGUACUUGCUCAUUGGUGUGCCGUAUCGGCCGCUGGGCGCGCCGCCAGCGCGCCGAGGAGGCACCUUGCCGCCGGUGCUGCAUGUAUCGCCGGACGCCAAAACGAUCGAGACGCUGACGAUUGCGCUGCAGACACUGGGCAGCUUUGAUUUUUCAGGGCACAUUCUCAACGAGUUUGUGCGAAACUGUACGCUGCCGUACCUGGAAUUGGAUGCCAAGGAUGUGCGCAAAGCGGCGGCAUUGACGUGUGCGCGGAUCUUUGUGAACGAUCCCAUCUGCUAUCAGACGUCGAUGCAUGCGCUGGAAGUGUUCAACGAUGUGUUGGACAAGCUCAUUACUGUGGGUGUGGCGGAUCCCGACGCGGAACUGCGCUUGACUGUGCUCAGUGCGCUGGACGAGCACUUUGAUCGGCAUCUCGCCCAGACCGAGUACAUCCGCUCGAUCUUUAUUGCGCUCAACGACGAAGAAUUCGCCGUGCGUGAAGUGGCUAUUGGGAUCCUGGGCCGAUUAGCGAAGCACAACCCAGCGUAUGUCAUGCCGUCGUUGCGCAAAGUGCUGAUUCAGCUGCUCACGGGUCUUGAGUAUGCCACGGUGGCGCGGCACAAAGAAGAAGCGGCGCGGCUGCUUACGGGUGUCGUGAAGGCAUUGCAAGGGCUGGUCAAGAGCUAUGCCCUGACUAUGCUGCAGGUGCUGCUCUCCAAAGCGAACGAUGCCAAUGCCAAUGUGGCUGCGCGUGUCAUGGAAUGCCUCGGUGAGCUUGCGCGUGUUGGUGGCGAAGAGCUUGCGCCGCUGGUCGACGAGCUGGUCUCGCUGACUGUCACGCAGCUGGCCUCGGGGCCUGUGCAUACCAGCAUGGCGAAGCGCGAUGCGGCGCUCAAGACGCUGGGCCGCAUUGCCUCGAAUAUUAGUCACGUGGGCAAUCCGUACCUGCAGUACCCCACGCUGCUGGGCGCCUUGGUGAAGAUCCUCAAGACGGAGCAGGCGCCGAAUGUGCGCCGCGAGACGAUUCGUGUGCUGGGCAUUCUCGGCGCGUUGGAUCCGUACCGCCACAAACUUUUGGAGAACCGGUUGGAGCCUGUGUCCACGGGGCAGGCGCCGCAGACAGACUUGUUUGAGCUGGCGACCAUGAUCGGCACGUCGACCGACGAGUACUACCAGAAUGUCGCGAUCGAGUCGCUGAUUACGAUCCUGCGCGAUGCCUCGCUCUCAGUGCACCACCACGCGGUGAUCGAGGCGAUUAUGUACAUGUUCAAGACACAGGGCCUCAAGUGUGUCGCAUUCCUCCCGCAAAUUGUCCCGGCGUUCUUGCAUGUGAUUCGCACGUGUGCGGGCGGUGGCUUGAGCGAGUUUUACUACCAGCAGCUGGCGAUUCUGAUCUCGAUCAUCAAGCAGCACGUUCGCAACUACUUGCAUGACAUUUUCGCGCUCGUGCAGAGCGACUGGAAUCCCAACUCGUCGAUCCAGCUGACAAUUGUCUCACUGAUGGAAUCCGUUGCUCGUGCGCUCGAAGGUGAAUUCAAGGCGUACCUUCCGCUGCUUCUCCCGAACCUCUUGCAGACGCUCGAGGGGGAGAUUACGCCGAAACGGCUGCCUACGCUGCUGCGUAUGCUGCAAGCGUUCUACGUGUUUGGCGCGAACUUGGACGAGCAUAUGCACCUGGUCCUUCCUGUGUUGGUCGGUCUCUUUGAGCGUGCUGAUGCGCCGAUCCCCCUGCGCCGCGCGGCGAUUGUCGCUGUCGGCCAGCUCUCGCGCAAAGUCGACUUGGCUGAUCAUGCGUCUCGCAUUAUCCAUCCGCUUAUCCGCGUGUUGCAGAGUGGGCAUGUGGAGCUUCGUACGCCGGCGCUGGACACACUCACGGCGUUGGUCUUUGUGUUGGGGCCGGUGUACAUGGCGUUUGUCGCGAUUGUGAACAAGACGCUGGUGCAGCAGCGUAUUCAGCAUGCGCGGUACCAGCAGGUGGUGCAAAAGCUGCUGGAAGGCGAGGCGCUCCCACUGGAGCUAUUGCCGCCAGACACACUGGCGCUGGACAAGGGCGACGAAGGCCCACUGGCAGAGGCGUCGAAGAUGGCCGUGCACCAAGCGCACUUGAAGGCGGCGUGGGAUACGUCGCGCAUUUCGACGGCGCAAGAUUGGCACGAGUGGCUCCGUCGCAUUGCCAUUGAGAUGCUGCGUGAGUCGCCAUCGCAUGCGUUGCGGGCGUGCCGUAGCCUCGCGGAAGUGUACCAACCGCUGGCCCUCGAGCUGUUUAACGCGGCGUUUGUCUCGUGCUGGGUCGAGCUGUACGAGUCGUACCAGGAGAGCCUUGUACGUGCGAUUGAGACGGCGCUGGAUGCGAGUGAGAUACCUGACCAGGUCGUCCAUGUGCUGCUCAACCUGGCCGAGUUUAUGGAGCAUGACGACAAGACGCUGAUGAUCAGUGUGCGUCUGCUGGGUGAUCGCGCGUACAAGUUCCACAUGUAUGCGAAGGCAUUGCACUACAAGGAGGCGGAGUUUAUGGCCGAGCCUUCGCCGCAGAUUGUCGAGCUGCUGAUCGAUAUCAAUACGAAACUCCAGCAGGGCGACGCGGCGUUCGGUGCGCUGACGUACGCACGUGAGCACAUGGCGAUCACGCACCAUGAAGAAUGGUACGAAAAGCUGCAUCGAUGGGAAGAGGCGCUGGGGGCGUAUGAGCGCCGCGCCGAGGAGCAGCCGGAUGCGCAGGACAUUGUGUUUGGCAAGAUGCGGUGCUUGCAUGCGCUGGGCGAGUGGGAGCAUCUCACAGAGCUCGUCCAGGCCAAGUGGCCUACGGCCUCGGCGGAUGGGCGACGGCAGAUGGCGCCUCUCGCUGCGGCGGCGGCCUGGUCGUUUGGGCAGUGGGAUAUGAUGGACGAGUUUAUUGCAGCCAUGCGUCCUGACUCGUCGGAACGUUCGUUCUACCGCUCGGUGCUCGCCGUGCAUCGCUCUCAGCGGCACCAGACCAAGCGCUUGAUUGCCCGAGCGCGUGACUCGCUCGAUACCGAGCUCACGGCGCUGAUCAGCGAGAGCUACGGACGUGCGUACGAUCUGAUGGUGCGUACGCAAAUGCUCUCCGAGCUGGAAGAAGCGCUUGCGUACAAACUCGACUAUGCUGAUCAGCCCGACCGCCAAGCGACGAUGCGCUCCAUCUGGAUGAAACGACUCCAAGGCUGUGAGUUGGAUGUGGAGGUGUGGCAGCGCAUUUUGAGUGUGCGCAGCAUUGUCCUGACGCCGGUGGACGAUAUGGACACAUGGAUCAAGUUUGCGAACUUGUGCCGCAAAUCCGGCCGCAUGGUGCUUGCGGAGAAGACGCUCAACUCGCUGCUGGGCCCAGAUGCUCAUGCGAUGGAGACGCCGCUGAGUGGGCCGAAAGCGCCGCCUGCGGUGAUUUACUCGCACCUGAAGUUCAUGUGGGCCUGUGGUGCACGCGCCGAGAGUCUGAGCUACCUACGUGAAUUCACCGCGAACCUCGCGGAGGAUCUAGGCAUGGCCACCGCCGAUGCACAGGACAAUCUCGUGCUGCCGGACAUGCGUGCGUCGCCUCGUUUGAGCGAGUUUGCCAAGCUGCUGGCCCGCUGCUACUUCAAGCUGGGUGAGUGGCAGGUCGCAAUGAACGAAGAGUGGGUGGCUGACGACACGUACGAUGUCAUUCGCUCGUACAAACGCGCGACGGAGCUCGACCACGAUUGGUACAAGGCAUGGCACGCAUGGGCAUUGGCCAACUUUGACGUCAUUACUCACCAUGAACGCCACGGCGUCGCGAUUCCGUUCCACGAAGUGGCGGCCAGUAUCGUGCCGAGUGUCCAUGGCUUCUUCCGCUCGAUUUCUUUGGCCAGUGGCAACUCGUUGCAGGACACGCUGCGUCUGCUUACGCUAUGGUUCAAGUUCGGGCAUCUCGAGCAUGUGAGCGACGCGGUACGUCAAGGGUUCAGUACCGUGUCUGUGGAUACGUGGCUCGAAGUGAUUCCGCAGAUGAUUGCGCGCAUUAGUGCGCCAUCGCCGCGUGUACGUCGCCUGAUCCAUCAUCUGCUGUCGGAUGUCGGUGCGACGCAUCCGCAAGCGUUGGUGUUCUCGCUUACGGUGGCGACCAAGUCGCCGUCGUCCGUACGUCGGCAGGCGGCGAUGGGUAUCAUGGACACGAUGCGGGAGCACAGCCCGGUGCUGGUCGAGCAGGCGCUGCUCAUCAGCAACGAGCUGAUCCGUAUUGCGAUUCUCUGGCACGAAAUGUGGCAUGAAGGUCUAGAGGAAGCAUCGCGCCUCUACUUUACCGAGCACAACAUCGAAGGGAUGUUUGCGACGCUGGGACCGCUGCAUGAGCUGUUGGAAAAGGGCCCCGAGACGUUGCGGGAGAUCUCGUUUGCGCAGACGCACGGCCGAGACUUGAACGAGGCGCGGGAGUACGUCCGCCGCUACCGCCAGUACGGCGAGAUCAGCGACUUGAAUCAGGCAUGGGACUUGUACUACCAUGUCUUCAAGCGCAUCACGAAGCAGCUGCCCGCCUCGAACUCGGUCCAGCUGGCCUUGCAGUACGUCUCUCCGAAACUGCUAGCGCUGCGUGACUUGGAGCUGGCGGUGCCGGGCACGUACAUGAGCGGCCAGCCGAUUGUGCGCAUCAUGCAAUUUGAGCCGGUGGUGCUGGUCAUUUCGUCCAAGCAGCGUCCACGCCGUCUGAAGAUCAAGGGCAGCGAUGGACGUACGUACCAGUACCUGCUGAAAGGGCACGAGGAUAUGCGGCAGGACGAGCGUGUGAUGCAGUUGUUUGGGCUCGUAAACACGCUGCUCUCAAUCGAUACCGAGUCGUACAAACGCCGCCUAAGUCUGCGUCGAUUCCCUGUGAUCCCCCUGUCGCCCAACACCGGUAUGCUUGGAUGGGUCGCGAAUAGCGAUACCCUGCAUAUCCUGAUCAAGGAGUACCGUGAGCAGCACAAGAUCUUGCUCAACAUCGAGCACCGUCUCAUGCUGCAGAUGGCGCCGGACUAUGACAACCUCACAGUGAUGCAGAAAGUGGAGGUGUUCCAGUACGCGCUGGACAAUACGCCGGGCCAGGACCUGUAUCGCGUGCUGUGGCUCAAGUCGCGAUCCUCGGAAGCGUGGCUCGAGCGACGCACGGCGUAUAUGCGCUCGCUAGCGACGUCGUCUGUCGCAGGGUACAUUCUUGGUUUGGGCGAUCGACACCCAUCGAACCUGCUGCUGGACCGCAAGACGGGCGAAAUCAUCCACAUUGACUUUGGCGACUGCUUCGAAAUCGCAUGCCACCGGCCCAAGUACCCUGAAAAGGUGCCUUUCCGACUGACCCGUAUGUUGAUCAAGGCCAUGGAGAUUGGCGGGAUCCAGGGCACGUUCAAAGUCACAGCGGAGAACACGAUGCGUGUCCUGCGCGACAACCGCGAGAGUGUGCUAGCCUUGCUUGAAGCGUUUGUCCACGAUCCCCUGAUUUCCUGGCGUCUUGUGACGGAUGCGGAUGCCGAGCAGCGUGCACCUGAUACCCUUGAAUACGAGCACGAAGGCGCUGUGGAGAUCCGUGGUGUCGAAGGCGAAGCACGCAACCAACGUGCGCUGGAAGUCGUUCGCCGCAUCCAAAACAAGCUGACAGGCCGCGAUUUCAACCCGAAUCAGACACUCUCUGUGCCAGAACAGGUCGAUCGCUUGGUCCAAGAUGCUACGGCGAUUGAGAAUCUGUGUGUCGCCUUCAUUGGCUGGUGCGCCUUUUGGUAG